CAAGCUAGUAGCGCAUUUCAGUCCAUACAUUCGUGGUCAAUUCAGUAUCUCAGUAGUAGCAACGAAGUAAGCGUCUUAUCUUCGUUUGUAUAGUAGCCACGAAUGUAUGAACUGAAGUACACCGCUGACCACUUUUUCUUACUAAUCUAAAUCUCAUCCUAACUAUGGAGUCCGCGAGAGUUGAGAAAUAUAAUCAUAUAAUAUAUAUUGUUAUAAUAUAACAUACUACUACCUGUAAUAAAAACUGUUAUCAUAUAGCCGGUGUAACCACUUUAGUUUGUAAAAUAUUUUUCUAAAAUAAGAACGUGGGGAAACUAUUUUUAAUUUCUUGAUAUACCUACGUGUUUGCAAUCAUGGAUGAGAUCGUAAAGUUUCUCAAGACGUUAGGCGUCGGUCUUCGACCUACUAAUGAUCCUUUCUUGAAUAAUACUUAUGAAGUAUGUAAAGUAUUUGAAAGAUUUGGUGUAACCGUUGAAGAUGAAGAAGAAUUAUGCCACGAAAUAAUGAAAGAAUUCAGGUGUAAUGCUUGCAAUGAUACUUUUCAAAAUCUACUUGACUAUGAAUUGCAUUAUCAUAACUCUCAUCAUUUUAUCUGCACUGAAUGUAAGAAAUGGAGACCCACAGCUCGACUUUUGGAAAUUCAUGUUCAAGAAAUGCAUGACAGCUUUUUUAAAAUUCUUGCAGAUAAGCAACCAAUGUAUAAAUGCUUAGUCUCUGGAUGCGCUAUGAAAUUUAAAGAUUCAAUAGAACGAAAAGAACAUUGUAUUGAAACUCAUGCAUUUCCUAAGAAUUAUCGGUUUUAUUUCAAUCAUGAUAAUACAAAUGAAAAACAUAAAAAAAUUACACAAAGUGACUCAGCCAUGGAAGUUGAUGAAAAGAAACAAUGUGAUAAAAAAGAGCAAAAAUUAUACUUUACAAAUUCUAAACAAAAGACUUUCAAGAAGCAGAAAUUCAAUAUUAAUAUUGGCUCAACUAUUGAAGAACCAAAGAUUGAGUCUACAUUUAAACCAGUGACAAUGUUUAUUCCAAGACAAGUUCAACAAAAAUCUUAUGCUAAGAAGUUGACUCAGAACAAAGGAAUGGAAACAGAAGUUUUGGAAUCUGGAAGUUUAAUGGAGUUAACUGAUUCUCUAUCAAAUAUCUAGAAUUAUUUUUAAGGUACGAUGAACUACAAAGCGGCGAUACACUGCAGCAGUCUUUAUCGCUAUCGCUGGAAGUAGAGGAUGGAGAACUAGGCGAUGGCACUUUUUUACAGGUCAAAUCGACAGGAUUGUCCACUUCAGAUUCGAUUUUCGCACCAGUAGGAUGGCUUAUUCGUUUAUACGAAUCCAUUGAAGCUACUUCUAAUGUCAUAUUAGUGGAAUCUCUUCAACCUAAAAUCAAAGUUAUUUUUUAGAUGAUAAAUUUAAGUACAAAAUACUAUUUGAUAAAUUACUUUUAAAUAAUAAAUAGUGAUGAACUUUAUUUCAUAUUGUAUAGAACUGCAUUACUAAAUAUAGAUUUUAUUGAUAUAAUUUCAAAGUAUUUUUUUUUUCAAUUCAAACAAUUCAAAACUUAUGCAAAUGCUCAAUAGUGAAAAUUAAAAGUUUUCGAUGUUGGCU
Phymastichus coffea is the source of this 1601-nucleotide messenger RNA. Its product is annotated as zinc finger protein 511. The record is from RefSeq and is a predicted model, not a curated record. Bases 354 to 1145 code for a protein of 263 amino acids. The transcript is spliced from 4 exons. Lineage: Eukaryota; Metazoa; Arthropoda; Insecta; Hymenoptera; Eulophidae.